This is a messenger RNA of Spirometra erinaceieuropaei, 1806 nucleotides long. The record is from the annotation of a GenBank genome assembly. NCBI's taxonomy places the organism in Eukaryota, Metazoa, Platyhelminthes, Cestoda, Diphyllobothriidea, Diphyllobothriidae.
AUGUUGCGGGAAAGUUUCGACGUCUAUGAAAUGCCAAAGGUCGUUGUUAUUAAAUCAAGCUCCGUUGGAAUACUUUAUCGACUGCUGCAACUUGCAAUAGUUGUCUACUUUGUUGUUUGGGUGAUGCUUCAUGAGAAGGGCUAUCAAGCAUUUGAGCGACCCAUUUCAGGAGUCACCGCGCGAGUGCGCGGCACCGUUUUCAGCAAUCUGGACCAUGAGGGCAGUUAUCAUGCUGGGGGUCCAAUAAUAUACACCGAAGCUGACCUUUCAGUUCCGCCUAUCCAAAAUGCUGGAUUCUUUCUCAUUACUCGGAUUUACAGCGCUAUUGAGCAGGAACAGGCAUUCUGUCCAGAAAGCCCAGAGUUGUUUGACGCCGUAUGUUCGUCUGAUGCCGACUGUCCACCUGGUGAGAUUGCAGCCACGAGAUUACGGCCAACAUCCAGAAACGCAUCUUUCCCUCCAUUUACUGAUUUUGACUUGGACGGCCAUGGACCGUUCACUGGACGCUGUGUGCCCGAGACAUCUACCUGUGAGGUAUUUGCCUGGUGCCCUAUUCUGGAGAAUAGUGAGGUUCGAAGGAGUUCCUGGUCCAAGAUAAUAAAAAUAACCCCAAAGUCAAAUCCCUUAUUACGUCCAAACUUCCACUUGUUUUCGAAUCUUCAGUUUAUUGAGGAGAGACGCAGAGCCUUGGAUUUUCCGGCGUACAAAAGCGGUGAAGCGGAACCAUUAUACGACAUCCUAAAUUUCACUGUUUCCAUUAGAAAUAGCAUCGAAUUUCCCAUCUAUAAGUUCAAAAAAAGAAACAUUCUACCGUGGAUGAAUGCCUCCUAUUUAAAAAAGUGCGUUUAUGAGAAGGGGCACCCCGUUGAUGAAUACUGUCCAAACUUUCGUCUACACAAUAUUAUCAGGCAGUCUGGAGCUGUAGUUCGAGAAAUACUGAAAGUUGGCGGCAUUAUUGAUAUCAGCAUUCACUGGGACUGUGACCUGGACUUGCAUGAGGAUAAAUGCUACCCUAAAUACAAUUUCCGGUAUCUGGGCUCAAUUUCCAAAUUCCAGACUGGCCAUUCACCUCUGUUUAGAAAAUUCUUUCCUAUGGACGAGAAAUUCUACACCGAGUUUGCUACUCACUAUGGUUCUGUUAAACACAGGAGAAUGCUCAUGAAAGUAAAUGGCAUCCAGUUCCUCAUUUCGGUCACCGGAAGAGCAGGAAAAUUCAAUUUAUUGGAGUUCAGCAUGAAGGUCGGCUCAAGUAUGGCGUUUUUUGGUACUGCUACUCUGAUCUGCGACAUGAUUCUUGUCUACCUAAGCAAUGAUCGUUAUCGUUACCGUAGUACUAUAAGUCAUCUAAGCACACUUACUCGCAGUGCUACUUUCAUUGCGCGCUAUGGAACGGGAGUAUCAUCAGACCCUAGGAAACGCUGGACCUCCCCGGCCGAAGCCAAAGAAGUGAAAGAGAGCACGGAAGGUAUUCCUAAACUCCCAUCAAAACCAAAAAUAGACGACAUCAGCGGGAUAAGUCAGCUUGUGCAUCUCUACACUGAGAAACAAGCCUUCUGCAAUUUUCUGUCUACUGCGGAUCAUGAGCCAAAUAUGCCGGCUACUAUGAACGAAGUGACCGCAGAUGAGGCGAGGAAGGGACAAAAACAUGCAGCAAUGAUGUCGAAUUCUGCAUCAGGGCAAUCUUCACCAGGGACAGGCUACUACAGCGAUCCUCCCUCGAUUGGGCAGGACGUGAUCCCCUCCUUUUUUGCCCCUGAGAGUCGCUUUGACUCAGCCGUUAAGAACUGCGAAAAACGAGGCAGCUAA